AUGCCGUCAAUUGGCACAGACGCACAGUCUAAACAUAAUACAAAAAAGUCAUUGCCAUCAUUAAAUCCAACUGCAUCGGAAUUCAUUCCUGUAUCUUCCGUUGCGACAUGUGGUGAUUCUACCACUGCUACGACUUCUACUGCUGGAGUCGCUGUCACUACUAUAACUGCCAACUCGAUUGCAUCUUCAAAAAAGUCUCGGAAAAACCGUCGAGGCAACUCCGGAAAAAGUCGACCGUCCAGUACAUCCAGUACAUCUUGUUUGAAUACCUCGAAUUCAGUCGUCGAGGGGUCAUCAUCAACCUCUGCAAAUGAACAAUCUGCCAGAUCUCGAAAAAAUCAGUCCUUGUCAACUUUGAGGAACCAGGCUCGAUGUUCAAGCACUCCAAAGUCACCAUCAAAACUGCCCAGUGGUUUACACUUCUCGCUUAGUAAGUUGUCGGAUACCCCUUCAUCUGUGUCAGAUCAACAGAAUAUUACACAUCCAAGAAACAACAAUGGUGGUACUCGUUUAAAAGGCAGCAGGGGUGGCAGAAAGAACAACACUUGCGAACCAUCUGGUGAAAAAUCCACUGCAGAUCUACUAGAAGCCCUUACUGAUGAUUUGACAAAUCAGUUGUAUGACUGUAUGGUUUGCUACGAUACUGUAAAAACUAGAGACUCGAUUUGGAAUUGCAGCGUAUGCUACGCUGUUUUUCACCUAAAGUGUAUAUCUCAGUGGGCAAGAAAAUCCUCUCAGGAAUACAAUGGAAAUGAGCCAACCCGUUCCAUGGAAUCUUGGCGUUGUCCUGGUUGCCAAACCAUGAAUGAUUGUGUUCCGAUAGAUUACAAAUGCUUUUGCACCAAAAUUAUCAACCCCGCCGUGAAUGCGUACAGCUGUCCUCACAGUUGUGGUCAGACAUGUGGUAAAGAUCGCAAUUGUACGCACAAGUGUCCAGUUCAAUGCCAUCCAGGCCCAUGCCCUCCAUGUGAACUCUCUGCACCGCCAUUGUCUUGCUACUGUGGAGAUGGAAAAUUGGUAGUUCGUUGUACUGAACUUUCAAGUAUUGAUUUCCAACCAUCAUGUGGAAAUACAUGUUCAAAAAAACUGAGAUGUGGAAACCAUUCAUGCACAAUGAUUUGCCAUCCACCUCCAUGCCGUCCUUGCUUGGAGACUAUUUCCGUGUCUUGCUUCUGCGGAGCCGAGGAACAUACUAUUCCAUGUGGCGAUCAAGAAGAUGGCUACUCGUGCGGGAAACUUUGCACACACAAGUAUGCUUGUGAUAUUCAUAGUUGUGAUAGGCCAUGCCACGAAGACAAACACGAAGGGACCAAAAUAUGUCCUUUGGAUCCAAGCAUAGUUGUCCGCUGUCCGUGUGGAAAGUUUUCUAUAUCAGAACUGUCGCCUAAUGAACCUCGACUGACUUGCGAUCAACCAAUUCUCACAUGCCAAGAAUUUUGCGACAAAAAGCUAGCAUGUGGACACACUUGUGAAUCUAUAUGCCAUUCAGGCGAAUGCUCCUUGUGCAAUCGAUUGGUGACUAUAUUUUGCCGAUGUGGCAAGCAAGAAAUCAAAACCUCUUGUUCUACUUUGACAAUAGAUCCAUCUACUGGACUAGCAAAACCUCCCCUAUGUGCUCGUCCGUGUGGAAAACGUUUAACUUGUCGCCGUCAUAAUUGUCAGGACACAUGCUGUAAAAAAUCUACUGAAAUGCAUGCUUGUGAAUCAGCUUGCAAUAAGCGUCUGGCUUGCAAACUUCAUAACUGUAUGCUUCCUUGUGGUCAUCAAGGAAAAUGUCACGAUUGUGUCGAGGGUGUGAGUUUUGAGGAGCUGAGUUGUAGCUGUGGACGAACCAUUAUGUAUCCUCCAAUUCCUUGUAAUACACCACCACUAAAAUGCAACCAUCCAUGCCGUCGUCGUCGUCCGUGUGGACAUUCCGAUAUUACGGCACACUACUGCCAUGAUGAUAGUGAAUCCUGUCCUCCUUGCACAACCUUUGUAGAGCGUAGAUGUGCAUGUCAAGCAACCAUCAUGCCUAAUGUUCCUUGUUCGCGCCAAGGUGCACCAUCCUGCGUUAAACUCUGUCCUAAAACAAUAGAUGGCUGUGGUCAUGCAUGUCAAAGAAUCUGCCAUGCUGGUCUUUGUGUAAACGAUAGUUACCGCUGCCUUGAAAAGUGCGGUAAAGUUCGAUCCAUAUGUGGUCACAGUUGCACAGACUCUUGUCAUGGAACUCGCGAAUGCAUAGAAUCUACUUUUUGUAAGCAAGCCGUUAAACAUGCAUGUCCUUGUGGGAAUCGCUCCGUUACUACUGUGUGUGGUGCGCUACAAGGAAAACUUGCUAUAUCUCCAAAUAUGGAAUGUGACGAGUCUUGUCUCCAAAAACAGCGUAAUGAACGUCUUGCAAAUGCACUAGGCAUUGACACCACUGAGCUUGAUACACCAUCUGGCGCUCCUAUAAACGCCGUGUAUUCGGACAGUCUUAUUCGUUCUGCAUUAAGUUUCAAAAGUGUUGUAUUAGCCACCCAAAAGACACUUGCCGAGUUGGUCAAUGAUCCUAGUAAGCAAUAUUUUUAUUUUCCAAAACAGCGCAUGUUUUCGGCCAAUACGUUGAUUUUGGAGCUUGCACCGUUUUAUGGAUUUGCUGCAGCGCUUUUGGAUGCAAAUGUUGGUAAAGGAACCGUCGUUGUUCGUCGUGUAGCAAACCGCCCACCUUUUAUUCCAGACAAAUUACUAUCUGAAGUGGCUGAAGAGUACGAUCCAAAUGCACCAGUUGCUACUAGCAACGACACGGUUGAUUUAAAAUUAGAUCUUGACCCAUUUAUUCCAAAUGCGGUACUGGUGCGCGGUGUGCCAUUGGAAGCAGAGGUAGACAACAUCAAAGCUAUUUUGCGACCCAUAUGCAAUUUUAUGAAUAUGGCCGCUACACUUUCGUGGAUUUCGGAUAUAGAUUUCUUGGUGACAUAUGAGCGCUACGCAGUGUGGGGGAGUAUCAAGGAAAAGGAAGCAGAAGUGCCAUCAAUACUUGCAGAUCGAAUCAAUGCUGCUAUGGUGACUGAUAUUGGCUGGGCCACCAACGUUGUUGAAUGCCAAGUCUUUCACAAUGGAACAAUUAGACUUGAAGACAAUCAUGUUCUUAAGCGCGAUACAUCCAACUCUGCCAUUUCAGUUCGUCGCAUUGCCGAUCAGAAAGAUGAUGGCUGGAAAUUUGUCAAGUCGUCAAAAAAUCCUGGCGUUCCGAUUAAUGAUGAUUUUAUUGUUCCUUCCAUGCCUGAACAGAUAUUUGGUGAAUCAUCAUCUGGCAAACGCGGCGGAAGCCAUUCUCGAUGGUAUGAUGGAGAUUCUGAUUUUUAA
Molecule: messenger RNA, 3330 nt
Organism: Batrachochytrium dendrobatidis JAM81
Lineage: Eukaryota; Fungi; Chytridiomycota; Chytridiomycetes; Rhizophydiales
Exons: 4
Coding region: 1-3330 (1109 amino acids)
Biological process (GO): negative regulation of transcription by RNA polymerase II
Cellular component (GO): nucleus
Molecular function (GO): zinc ion binding; DNA-binding transcription factor activity, RNA polymerase II-specific; RNA polymerase II transcription regulatory region sequence-specific DNA binding
Source: RefSeq, a predicted model, not a curated record